Molecule: messenger RNA, 1055 nt
Organism: Erythranthe guttata (spotted monkey flower)
Lineage: Eukaryota; Viridiplantae; Streptophyta; Magnoliopsida; Lamiales; Phrymaceae
Product: thaumatin-like protein
Source: RefSeq, a predicted model, not a curated record
CCCCCCCAAAAGUUUUGCAGGGUAACAAACAUCCCUUUGGUUUUCUCAGCCAUGGAAAUAAUGCUUACACCUCUCCUCUCUCUCUUGUUUCUCUCCAUCCUUUUUCUCAAUAAUUUCUCAGAUGGUGCAGGGACAACAAUGACACUGUACAACAAAUGCAGCCACCCUGUUUGGCCCGGCAUCCAGCCCGGUUCCGGCAAGCCCGUUCUCGCCAAGGGCGGUUUUAAGCUUCUGCCAAACAAGUCCUACGCCCUCCAGCUCCCCGAAGGUUGGUCCGGCCGUCUCUGGGGCCGCCACGGAUGCUCCUUCGACGCCGCCGGACACGGCCGUUGCGCCACCGGAGAUUGCGGCGGAGCCCUGUUCUGCAACGGCAUGGGUGGGACCCCUCCGGCGACUCUUGCUGAGAUAACACUAGGUAAUGAGCAGGAUUUCUACGAUGUCAGCCUCGUUGACGGUUACAAUCUCGCCAUCUCCAUUACACCCUUCCGCGGCUCAGGGAAGUGCAGUUACGCAGGGUGCGUGAGCGACCUGAACAUGAUGUGCCCGGUCGGACUUCAGGUGCGGUCCCACGACAAGAAGAAAGUGGUGGCUUGCAAGAGUGCUUGCUUCGCGUUCAACUCACCGAGAUACUGCUGCACAGGUAGCUUCGGUAACCCGCAAACAUGCAAGCCUACAGCAUAUUCCAAGAUAUUCAAAACCGCAUGCCCUAAGGCUUACUCUUACGCGUACGAUGACCCAACCAGCAUCUCCACCUGUACCGGUAGCAGCUACUUGCUCACCUUCUGCCCUCACAGUUAACUUCUAGCUCGUUUAAUAUGUUUUAUUUUUUCUGUUUUACGAUCGUAAUCUUUAUAUAUAUUAUUGCACUAUUAGUAUUAAUAUUAUGAUCCUCGCUCUUAAUUACUAGAGUAGUAGUAUAACGUAUGAAUUUUGAUGGUGUUGGUAGAGCAAGUAUAGUUGCAUGGUAUUAUUGUAAUGUUUGUUGUGAUUUUAGCACACUGUUUAAGGUAUGUUUCUUUGCACCUAUUGUUUAUGUACUGUAUUAUCUUUGCUUU